AUGGCAAGGGCGCGAGUGCGGCCGGGCCGACAAGGGCCUGGGCACUGGGGCGCAGCCCUCACCCGGCUCCCUGGCUGCUGCCGGCGCCCGGCGACGGCUUCCUUGGGCAGCGCCUUUGUUUUCCCGACUGCAAUUACGUUUGCGGAAGUGCUGCUCGCGCCGGGCGCACCGGGGGUGCAGGCUGUAGCUGCCCUCAGCGCCCCAAAAGAUGACAACCGACUCGGGAUCCAAGGGGAGGGAGACAGUAGCAGGGGAGCCCAGGGUGGGGCUACCCCGCCGCCCCGCCGAGCGCGACCCCUUCCCCCUCGCGCCGGGCUCCGACUCACCUGCGGCGGGCGGCGACGGCGGCGAGAGCUCAGCUGCGCGGGGCGCGGGGAGCCAUCUCCCCCGGGCACGGGGCGGCGGCUCCGGGCGCCGGGGCGGCGGCUGUCGAGACGGCGCUCACCAUCUCGGGCGGGUCACUGGUUCCUCGGGAGCUGCGGCGGGGCGGGGCGCGGCGGAGGGAUGCGGGCCGGUGGGGGGACCGGGAGCUGCGAGCCGAGCGUACCGGUCGGCGCGACCUUCUCUCCUCCUCCUCCUCUUCCUCUGGCCCGGCCUCCGCCGCUCGCUACCGGCUGGACCCGUUUCAGGGCUGAGCGCCGAGGACCCGCCGCCAGGUGCAGCGCUCCGCCUCCUGCGGCGGCGGCGGCGGCGGCGGAUGCGUCGGCGGCUGCUCCUCCCGGCCUCCCGCCAGCCCUGGCGGCCCCGGGGGACCCGCCGCCCCAGCCCUGCCGGGGAGGCGCGCCACGAAGGGGGAGAGCAGACGCGAGGGUCUAUCCCCAGGUCCCCGCACCCCGGCUCCCGGCUAAAAGCCCCCCACCCCGACCCCAGGCAAAAGAUGCAGGCCUAGCUCCGGGGGGAGGGGGCGGAGAGUAGAUGGCCGGCUGGUUGGGAAUUGUAAUAAUAAUAAUAAUAAUAACAACAGUAGCAGCAACAAUAAUAGCCAUCGUUUGUAGGGCAUUUAUUCAGUGCCAAGCAGAAUGCUAACACUAUUAAUGCGUUGCCUCAGCGUCUCUGGGCCAGCGGUGGCUGUGGCCGACUGUCCUCAGUUGACCUGGGAGAGAGGAGCUUGGCAAGAGACAGGAGGCAAACAACCAGGGUUUCAGGACUCACCGGGGAAGGGCUGAGACUAAAGCACUCUUUCAAACUGAGAAAGUGCUACGGAGUAUCUGGCAGCUUGCUGAAGAGGAUAAGCCAUGCAUGUUAAGGAGCCGGAAAAGUACACCCACUUACACCCAUCUUCCACAUGCUUGCGGAAGCACCCUUCCAGAACUUCUCAUCAAUGAAAUAAGAAAAUAAAAG
Messenger RNA from Aethalodelphis obliquidens (Pacific white-sided dolphin), 1341 nucleotides. Its product is annotated as atherin-like. Lineage: Eukaryota; Metazoa; Chordata; Mammalia; Artiodactyla; Delphinidae. Bases 1 to 915 code for a protein of 304 amino acids. The record is from RefSeq and is a predicted model, not a curated record. The transcript has 3 exons.